AUGCGCAUCCCACGAGCCCUACGCCGUCGUUCAACUAAGCAAGUGCUCAUCCUUGUUUUCAUCUUAUUUAAUAUCUUCGAGGUUGCUCAGAUUCUGCGCUGCGUUUCGAGGCCUACGGAUGAACCUGUUGCUCAACGAUCGGAACGAGUGUAUAUCGCUAGUAUACAUUGGAAUAAUGAACGGAUUCUGCAAAGUCAUUGGAACGAUGCUAUAGUCGCUCUGACUAAUGCGCUUGGCCGAGAGAAUGUCUUCGUUACCGUCUACGAAAGCGGGAGUUGGGACGACAGCAAAGGCGCCUUGAGGGAGCUUGACAUGGCGCUAGCGGCACAUAAGAUCAGGCGAAACAUAACCUUGUCGGGGACUACUCAUCAAGACGAGAUAUCUGUGGUGAACAGAGGCUCAGGCUGGAUUGACACCCCCAGGGGAAGGAGAGAGCUCAGGCGGAUACCAUAUCUUUCUCGACUUCGUAACUGGACCCUGGAGCCUUUGCAGGAGCUAGCCCGGCAGGGGGAGCGGUUCGACAAAGUUCUUUUCUUGAACGACGUUGUAUUUAAUACGGACGACGUCUUCCGAUUACUCAACACAAACGACGGAGAUUUUGCAGCCGCUUGCUCACUGGACUUUAGUCGGCCUCCGCAGUUCUACGAUACAUUUGCGCUCCGAGAUGCCGAAGGUCAUGAAAGACUUAUGCAGAUGUGGCCUUAUUUCCGAGCAAGGGAAUCUCGAAGAGCGAUGUUAGGAAACCGUCCAGUGCCAGUGACUAGUUGUUGGAACGGCAUGGUUGCGAUGCCUGCUGGACCUUUCGUUUCGAGUCCCCCGCUUCAAUUUCGUGGGAUUUCGGACUCUCUUGCAGCUUCGCAUCUCGAAGGUUCUGAAUGUUGUCUAAUACACAUAGACAACCCUCUUCGCGUCAAGAAGCGAACGUACGUGAACCCGCAGGUGCGUGUAGGCUAUAGUGGUGAGGCAUACGAUGCUGUACAUCCGCAAGGAUUGCUGCUAUCGUCUUGGCAGGUUUUCAAGGCCCUGUGGGAAAACCGCAUCCGCCGAUGGGUAACCUCACCUUGGCUUAAAGAGUGGAAGGUGUCAAGGAGAGUUGGGAAGUGGAAAAGCAUGAGCAAAGAAAAUGAAGAAACUGGAGAGAUUUGCCUCAUUAACGAAAUGCAAGUACUUGUUGAGAAUGGCUGGGCCCACGCCUAG
Macroventuria anomochaeta is the source of this 1197-nucleotide messenger RNA. RefSeq names its product glycosyltransferase family 69 protein. The transcript has 3 exons. NCBI's taxonomy places the organism in Eukaryota, Fungi, Ascomycota, Dothideomycetes, Pleosporales, Didymellaceae. Bases 1 to 1197 code for a protein of 398 amino acids. The record is from RefSeq and is a predicted model, not a curated record.